AUGGCAAUUUGGUUCUCUCGGUUGUCAAGUGAUAAAUGAGAGUCGACGAAGUAUUAAUAUAUUAUUUUUAAAGAUUUUCUGUGAGCCACCUCGUAAAAUUCUUCUUUCGUAGCCGACUUUUGGAUGCAACGACUGUGCUGUUUGCAUGUUAGCAUUUCGUGUAAACAACUAGCUUAACUAAAAUGACAGCAUCGUCAAAUCUUGAUCCGCAACUCCGAAACCAAAUAACAAGAUAUUUGCACACUGGAAAUGAGCUCCCAAAGUAUUAUCCGGGAUGUUGGACAUCUCAUAAAUAUUUUGAAGUUGAUAAACUUAAAGCAAUUGAAGAAGCCCUACAGACUUCGCCAAAUAAUGUAGAAGUCGUUAAUUUAAUUUUGAAGGCUUAUAAAGAUGGAUGGUACACAAGAUUUGAAACUAUCGCCUUUGCUCUGACCAAAUGUCUCCUUGUUGGAUCUGCUACUGUAAAAGAAGCCACUUAUAAAGCUGUAACUGAAAUAUGUAAUACCCCUGAGGAAAUGAUGCUCUUCAACAAAUAUACGAGGCUUUUGCAAACAGGAAAUGGCCGAGGUUGGUGUAAGAGCGUGAAGGAGUGGUAUAUAAAGAAGGAUCCAAUGGAAUUAGCAAAAGAAAUAAGCAGAGUACGAGCGAGGCAUGGCCGCUCCCAUAAAACAUUGCUUCGGAAGUCGCACAUGAAGGUUCCAGAAAAUGAUGCUAUGAGAGAUGCAGUCAUAAAAUAUGCUAUAUUCGGUCUCAAACGAGCUAAGCAGCUGGUGGGUAAUGUUGAAGAAACUAAACCAAUAUUUGAAUACAUACAAAAAGUUGAAAACAUGCGUCACUGUGAGGAUCCUGAAGCCGCAGCCACUAUUGCUGCUGAGAAUCAGUUUACCCUUGAUCAUGUGCCUGGCCACUUGCUAACUGCUCAGGAAGUUUGGAAUGCUAUACUGCCCCAAUUCUCAAUGCAAGAAUUGCUGUACAAUAUCCAACGCAUUCACAACAUGGGUUUCCUUACAGCUCACUCGACUACCACGGUCAUACUUAUCUCACUCCUUAACAAUCAGGAUCUCAUUAAAAAAUCGAAAAUUACUCCGAUCGAAGUCUACAUUACAAUGUGCAACUAUAAAAAAAAGACGAGACCAUUAAAAUUUGAAAAAGCUAAAGUGGCACUCGAGAAGCAGACGCGUCGUAGGACCCGUCAAAUAUUCGACGCUCAGAAUGAGUUGUGGGAGUGGACGGUGACUCGGCGACAUCCUAAAGAAAUCAAGCAUUGGGGUAUUGACCAGCCUCCUAACCAACUGGUGCUCGCUGCUCUCAACAAGCUGAUAGAUCAAACAUGGCUCCUCACACCGCCCACCAACAAACGCUAUCUGAUUACUUUGGAUAUGAGACACCAUAUGUUCAAAGGUCGUCAUUUCUGCAAGAACUACGUAGUCCCCCGAAAGGGUAAAAAGACAACAGUUAAAAGUACACCGGGGGCGAGCGGUGACGUAGACACUGAGAAACAGGAAAGCAAGAAACAUUUAUACGCCGAGUGUUUCUAUAAUAAACACGUAACCCCUGGUCAUGUUGCUAUAAUUAUGGCCCUACAACUUCUGAAACGUGAGAAGAACGCUAAGUUGGCCGUGUUCACUGAAGACGGAAUACAAUUAGUGUCCAUAGAACGAAACUUCAGUAACAUUGAAGAGGCUGAAUUUGUUUUGAGGAAAGCCAACCUGGGCCGUGUACAGUUAGACGCUCCAAUGGAAUGGGCCAACAAAACCAAACAGAAUUUCGACGUUUUCAUCAAUAUGGUGGAUCGCACCACUCGCUACAUGGAGCUGGAGUUGGCUGCGCGCGGUGGUCGCGGUCCCGGGGGACGGUAUGGACCACCGCCCUCACCAACCAAAGAGAUAGUCGACCAUUGUCCCAUACGAGCACUAGAGAGAUACAGAGCUCAAAACGUACAAGAGGCCAAGUUAAUUGUAAUGUCUCUGGCUUCACACCGAGUGGCCACCACAGACGGCACUCACGAAGGCGUUUUGGACAUCAUAGGCAUUGAUGAACACGUGCCCAAAGUUAUUGAUGCUUUCACACUCGGACAAUUUCUGUAAACAAUUAUCAUGAAGUAACUAGAUUUAAUAUGAUGAAAAAAUUAUAUCUCAUCUGUAUAUCGGUAUAAUGACAGUUAAAACCUCUCUGAAUUUAUUUAGUACAGUGAAAGUACUUAUAAGUGAAAUUCAAUUAACUAACACUAAAAGGUUACUGUUGGAUCUAGUUACUGUAUAGUUUUGACAUAAGUUAUUUAAAAAUGGUUGUAUUCGGAAAGCAAUUGAAUUUUCCUCAUACCUCAGUAUUCGGUCUGUCAAUGAAACACCAUAAUGUGUUCUAGGUCCAUCAAAAAUUGUUUAAUUGUAAUAAGUGUCAAAGUGAAAUGUUUUUUUUUUUUUUUCUAUAAUUGUGCUUUGCUUAAGAAAGCUUUUUUCUUUUUGGGCUUAAGCUACGAACACACUAAGUUGUUUUAAGGCAUACUUUUAAAAUAACUGGUAAUGAUUUUGAUUUGGUGCCUAAUUGGGUAGGAUAAAUUUAACACCUUAUUUAUAUAUUUAUUAAUUAUGCUUCCAAUACACCCAAACUCUAAAACUUACAAAUAUUGACAAUUCAAAUAUUUAAAUAUGUGGUAAGAUAUUUUUUAUUCCAACGUCGAACAUUAGAUCUCUCUCAACCCCGAGUAAGGGAAAAGUCUUUGUUAAGAAUUAUUUUAACUAGCUGUAUUUUUAAGAUAGCAUUCAAAAUAUAUAUUUGCUUCAUAGUCAAGAUUAAGUGUAAUAGAAAUCUACAUUCAAAUCGAUUCGAUUCAAUAUUUUAUAAUGACAUCGAACUGACUCCUUUAAAUGUUUCUUUUUUAUUAUUAUUUAUAUCUUUGUUUGCUUAAUAUAGUUUUCAUUAAAUUAAGAUAGAAGGAAUAACGUAUUUCUAGGUAUCUAAUCAAAUCCUAACCUUAGACAGGUAAUUUUAUGUUGUUUUUUAGUGUUUUAUGAUAUUAACAACUAAGGUUGGGAUAGCGUAUUAUAUAGCUUGAUUUUUAUAACAGGGUCUUUUUGGUCAUUCGUAAAUUUUGGCACCCGAUGCACACUGUAAUCACAAACAUGUGUUCAAUAUUACAAUAACGAAUGGAACAUGUAACAAUAGUCAAAAUUGCUUUUAUUUAUUAUUCUUAAAAUUAAAAAAAAAAAACACUAUUUUGUAAAACUAUUGUUCGCCAGUACUUUAUAGUAGUUAUUGUGUUUAAAAAAAUUAUUUAUUACUGUUUUAAUAUUAAAAUACGGCUAGUGCGGUUGUGUUAAACUUUCCUAAUUGCCAAAGUAAAAUAUGCAUUUUUUAAUAUUAACAAAGAAAAGUACUGGCGUUCAAACAUUUAUUUGUUAGCAAUUAGUAAUAGCAUAUCUCUCGUUUGUAGAUUAAAUAGAAGGUGAAACAUGCUCAUUACAAUCUGCAUUAAUGUAGUCAAAAUCAUUUUCCUCUCUACUUUCUACUGUAUUUCCAAAAAAACUUCCUCAUUUUCCUUAUAUUUCCUUAUCGUUUGAGAUCUGUCCAAUAAAAGUGUUACCCAACAUAAGAAAUAUGUAAGUCAAAUCAUACAUAAUGCAUACAUACAAAAUGGGCAUGUAUCAAUUUUCUUAAUGUUGUAGUAUAAGAGACUCCGUUUCGAUACAUUGGUUACUUUUGUACUGAUACGAACGGAAAUUUCAGAAUCUGUGAUCACUUGGUACUCUCUCGAGUUUAAGUAUUUUUUAUAUCUGAAUGUUAAAAAAAAAAAUCUCGUAAAUUAAAACUCGAAAUUGCUAGGUUUACGGUUUUUUUUAUUACAUAAUAUGUUGUUUUGUUGUAAAAUGUUUUUAAGACACCAAUUGUUUAAUUCAAGUGACCGAUGUCCUAUUUAUUUGUACAUUUGUACAAUUAUUGUUUUUAUUUUUUUACACAAUACCUUGAUAGUGUUUUUGACUUAACAUGUCACUUGAAUUAUUGACACAUAUUGGAAGAUUGUGUUUCAAUAAUAGCACUCUGUGAUGAAAUGAUGCCUUGGCAACUCCAAUUUGGUGAUAUAAAAUUAGGCUGGACUUCUUUUUACUAAAUUUAGUAUCAAAAGAUAAAAGGCAAAUUAGAGAAUAUAGUAUAGAUAAAACAAGAAAAUAACUUAUCCAUUUGAUUGUUUUAAUGUGAUUUUAACGCAAUUUAAUAUAUUGUUGCUUGGGUUAUAUAGAAACGCUUCAAUUUUUAUUUAAUACAAACAUUUUAUUGUAAUUUUUUAAUUUAAUUUUUUUUUUUAAUUCCUAAACAUUCAUAUCGAAUAAUUUUAAGAUUCGUUUUUCAUAAACGCAUACUUUUUUUAACAAACCAAAUCCGUCCCAUUUGAUAACAUUUCAGUUUUUCGGAAGAGCAUACUCCUAAGUUUAAAAGUAUGAUAUUUUUGUUUAACCAUUCACAGCGGCAUAUCAGUGGCACUUUUAAUAUAAGUAUAACAAAUGUAAUAACAUUUCGAAAAUGUAAACUUGCAUGUUUGUUCUCAUAUUAAAUUGAAACUUCCUUA
Danaus plexippus (monarch butterfly) is the source of this 4564-nucleotide messenger RNA. Its product is annotated as RNA-binding protein RO60-like. Bases 183 to 2087 code for a protein of 634 amino acids. The record is from RefSeq and is a predicted model, not a curated record. The transcript is spliced from 12 exons. Gene Ontology annotation, cellular component: ribonucleoprotein complex. Gene Ontology annotation, molecular function: RNA binding. Lineage: Eukaryota; Metazoa; Arthropoda; Insecta; Lepidoptera; Nymphalidae.